AUGGAGCUUGAUUGUAUGAGCAGGGUGUGUAGCUUCCUGCGGAAGUUUCUCUCAGUUAUCAUGGGUAUCUUGUUGGCUAUUUUUACACUUCUGUACGUCAUUGGUGCGGGUCGUGUGAUUACACUUGAGCAUAACUUUAAGCAUGCUGGAUUUGCUUACUUUCUUGGCAUUUUGUUCUCCAUCAUUACAGUCAUUUGUUAUAUUUCUCUACACUUUGUCCCCCGUAAGGCCUAUCGUCUGCUGUACUUCAUCUCAGUCAUGCUGGUGCUCUCGAUGUUCUUUGUGGCCCACUCGAUGGGACUCGCUGGCCCCGUUGUAAGUGACUGCAAUUUAUUGGGUAUAAUUAACUACAGUGAUAUUGUGGCGAAGUGGCGGAAUAUGGGGACGGUGGGUGUCAUCUUCAACAACGAAACCAAUACAAAAGAGGUCAUUGGAAAACUCGGUGAACCCGUACAACAUUGUGUAGAACAGGAGUUGACAUUUGCAAGUGCGUUGAUUAUGCUUAUUCUGCAGGUAUUUGCCCUCUUUGAUGUGCAGAAGGUACUCUUGACGCGAGUGAGGUCCAAAACAUACGGUGAACGCUUUGUGGAGAUGGGCAUUAGUAAUUAA
Messenger RNA from Trypanosoma cruzi, 609 nucleotides. RefSeq lists its product as uncharacterized. Lineage: Eukaryota; Euglenozoa; Kinetoplastea; Trypanosomatida; Trypanosomatidae. The record is from RefSeq and is a predicted model, not a curated record. The transcript has a single exon. The coding region runs from base 1 to 609 and encodes 202 amino acids.